GAAUAUCCGCCCGUCUGGGCUUUAUUUUCGUGGCUUCUAUCAAUCGCUUUGACUGGGCGUGCGCUCUUUGUCUGUCUGUCUGUCCGUCCCUGCGCUACCAACAGCAGCACUCCUUCUUCUUACCAGACAGAGGAGCGACGAGUGACAAUGGAGGGCCAGGAGUCGCCCAUCCCGAGCGUCCAGCUUCCCGACUCGGUCGAUUCUGCCCCGGGCCCCAUGAGCCCGCCGGGCACACCGUCGCUCUCCUGGACGGCCGCCGCUGCUCCAGCUCCUUCGGCUUCGACGGGGGACAGCAGCCGAAGAAGCCGGACCGAUGCCAUUUGGACCGCACGCGAGAAUGCCGUCGUCAAGAACAGGCAGGGAAGCGUGCUGACGCGCGGCCUCAUCCUCAAGACGGACCACUUUGCAGGCCUCAGAAGGCCAAAUCUGGGCGUCCACCUCCAGGGCGCGCCCAACUUUCGUCAGGCAGGCACGGGCGGGCUGGAAGUGUACGGCGUCGCACAGCCCACCAUCUCGGGCAUCAAGACGAUUCUGAGCGUGCUCCAGUGCGCCCCAGCCUCCUCCUCCAGUACCUCCCACAGGACCAGCGACGAUCACGUCAGCAGCAGACGGAGAGGUAAUGGCCGGCAAGAGGAGAGAAAGGGCCGCAGUGCCCGUGGGCCCGUCUCUGCUGCCUCUCAUGCCGACAGGGCAGCCAGCGUCACACCAAGGCUGGGCCCUGCCUCGUCGAUCAAGGCGACCAGCUCACCGAGGCCCGACCCGUCCGACGUGACUGACAUUGAGGCAUCUCGAUCGCUCGGCUCUACGCCUCCGAUCAACGGGCUGGACGCGCAAGUGAGCUCGACGAAGCGGGAGCCAAUAACGGGCAGGCGAUGCGUCUGGGCAUGCACGCGAAACGAGCCCGUCGUCUACGUCGGAGGUCGGCCGUUUGUGCUGAGAGAGGCAGAGCGGCCGAUUGACAAUUUUUCCCUCUCGGAGCGCGCAGACAACCUCGAGGGCAUCGAGCAGCGGCUCAAGUCGGACAUUCUCAAUGAGGCCGGCCGCUACGGUGGCCUGCUCAUGGUCCACGAGGAGGACGAGCAGGGAGGCGUGCGGCCCGCCUGGGUCGCCGUCGAUGCAGUUGAGGUCAAGACGCUGCGUGAGGUCUGGGAAGGCCUCAGCGUGGCAGGAUGGCGGUGCGACUACCACAGAAUCCCCAUUGCCGAAGACCAACCGAUGGAGAACAACUACCUCGAUGCGUACACACAGAUCAUCAAGGACAUUGAUCCUACGAGGACCGCAUUCGUGGCCAACUGCGGGCUGGGCGUGAGGCGGACAUCGUUUGCCAUGGUCGCUGCUCUGCUGGUACGACGACGCCAGAUGAUGCUUCUCGGUCAUCCGGACCCCUUCCCUGCCGGCGGUCGUGGUACCCCCAACAGGGCGCAGGGCGGUGCAAGGGGAGUCGCAAAGUCUCUCCAGAUUGCCUCGGAGCAGCAGUCCCACGCCAAGGCCCUCUUGCAGCUCGUCCAGGUCCUCGGCGCGAGCCUGUCCAACACUGGCGGCUCGGGCGCCGCCAUUGAGAUUCUCCUCAGCCAGCCUCUGCUUCUCAGCGCCCUCAAGAGUGCAAACGACGGCGACUACGGUGUCAUCAGGCAGCUCGUGGGCCUCCUCGACGACGGUGCCGACACAAAGGAAUCGGUCGAUUUUGCCAUCGACAGCUGUGCCCACGUCAUUCACCUCCGGCACUCCAUCCUCGAAUCCAGGGUGCGCUAUGCAGUCGCUGCCCCGCAGCUCGAGACUGCUGCCACCAAUGGACAGGCGAGAACGAGCCAGGUGCCUGCGUCGCAGCACCUUCGCCGCGCUCUGCAGGGUCUCGAGCAGUACUAUUUCCUCGUCGCGUUUGCCUCGUACGUCAAUGGCAGCGAGACGGCCGUCUUUUCGCACCGCUUUGCCACCUGGCUCAAGAACCGGGCCGAGAUCUGGCACACGGUGACACGAGUCCGGACAAAGGGUGCCCAGCUCUACUUUUUCGACCCCAUUGCCGAUCUCAGCGGGCUGAGCAGGGGCUCAGAGUCUGUGCGCAGCAUACAGCAGCGCAGCAUGGGUGCGCAAGGCGGCGGCGGCGACGACAAUCUCGUGCCGGGCGAUGAAUUUGCAGACCACGUCGUGCGCAACCGGGCCGGCCUCGUGCUGCGGCCGCACAUGCUUCUCAAGGAGGACAUCUGGCGCAGCAUCGUCCGUCGCAGCUCACAGGCGCUGCAGGGCCAGAACGUGCGCGGUGCUGUCAACUUUCGUCGCAUUCCGGGGAGCAACGUCUUUGCUACCGGCCAGCCGACAAUCGAGGGUAUCCGCAACAUUCUCCGAAGCAUUGAGACGCAGCUGGGGAGGAGUAAUUCAAAUAGCAAGGCGCCGCUCCAGGUCACAUUUAUCAACUUGCGAGAGGAGCCCAUCUGCCACGUCAAUGGCAAGCCCUACUGUCUUCGCCAGAAGGGUAUGAGCCUGCGAAACAUCAAGUCGUACUCUGGCAUUUCCUGGGCUCGUCUGACACUGCUCGAGGACCGGUUGAAGAAUGAUGUGCUUGCCGAGCUCGACAAUGGAGACGGCAGGCUCCUCCUGCACACCGAGACCGACGAAGGCGAUGUCGUGCCCGUGUGGGAGGAAGCCAACGCGAGCGACGUCGAGACGCUGCAGGAUGUCAUGAACAAGGUGUCGGAUGAGCUUCAGCAGGGUCGCUCUCAUCGUCUUCCAAUCACCGAAGCUGGAGAGGAGACUGCAGGUAAUGACGAGCAGGUGGACGACUCGGAGAGGAAGCCGAAUGUCGAGCUCGUUUAUCGCAGACUGCCCAUCACUGCCGAGAAGCCGCCAGACUUUUCAGACAUUGCCGGCAUCAUGCGUGCGGUCCUCAAGACCCAGAUGGAGUCGACCAACUCAUGCAUCGUUCUCAACUGCCAGCUGGGAAGGGGUCGGUCGACGCUAACGUCGGUCAUUGUCCUCUUGAUUAUGCGGUGGCUCCAGGUGAACAGCAAGCAGGACGAAGACCGCGCGAGCAGCCACCAUGACGAGGAGGAGGAGGCAGAGGAAGAAGCCGUCGUGCCUCCGAAGAGACAGCCACUGAGCUACCAUAUCAUCAAUGGCCUUCUUCGUGUCAUUCCGCGAGGGUUGGAUGCCAAGCGAGCCGUCGAUGAGGAGAUUGACCGCAGCUCGGCCGUAUACAACUUGCGCGACGCCAUAGAAGACGCCCGUCUGGCCGCUGAGGACCUCGAGGAUGAGCAGCUGAAGCGACAGCGCAUCCAGAGCGGCGUCCAUAACCUUCGAAGGUACUUUGAGCUCAUCGUCUUUCAGGCCUACCUCGACGCCACGUCACCCACGACGGUCGAGGAGGUGCCUUCGUUUGAGUCCUUUGUUAAGAAGCAGCCCGUGUUUAGCACGCUGUCUAACGAGUUUGACAAGAUCGACAUUGCCACCAUCACGCCGCUGCAAAAGGUCGGUGACAGCUCGUCGGCGGUGGGCAUGGCCUUGAACGAAGAGGUGCAGGAGGUGGUCAGCAAUCGAUCAGGCACGAUCCUGAGCGCAUACACGAUGCUCAAGUCGGACAUGUUCCCAGGCCUGGCGAAGAUCAACCUCAGCCAGAUUCCGGGCAUUCCGAAUCUGAGGGGCGUGCAACCCAUCCUCGGCUGGUCUCCGUCUUCGAGCUCGAUCCCACCCACGCCGGCUACGGGCCAGGACCAGAUGUCCUGGUCGGUUGCUUCGCUCGCGCCACCGCCGAUUGAGACGUGGGGACACGGCAUGCCGUCGAUUGAAGGCCUGAGAAAGGGACUUGAAAGGAUGGGCGCGGGGCCCUCCUCUUCCUCCUCGGCGUCGAGUGCUGCCGCGGGCGGAGACGAGAGCAGCGGUGUGGUGGCGACGAGUCUGCGAGAAGAGGCCGUGUGCGUCAUCAAUGGGCGACCUCACGUCUUGCGUCUGGCCGACCAGCCAUUCACAAACAUGGAAGCGACGGGCAUCACGACGGAGGCUGUCGAGCGCAUGGAGGCUGCUCUCAAAGCGGACGUCCUGGCCGAGGCAAAGCGCUACGAUGGCCGGCUGCUGCUGCACGACGAGGUGGUGAACUCGACGACUGGCUCGUUUGAGAUCAUCCCCGUCUGGGAGACGGUGAAGGAGGAAGAUGUCCUGACGCCCAAGGAGAUGUAUGCGAUGGUGCAGCGCGAGGGCUACAGGGUCCAGUACGCGCGGGUGGCUGUCACCGACGAGCAGGCGCCCAUCCCGACGGUGUUCAACGAGAUGGAGGAGCGGGUCAAGCUGGCGCUGCGGACGCAGGCAGCCUGCGUGUGGAAUUGCCAGAUGGGAAGGGGCAGGACAACGACGGGCAUGGUCAUUGCGAGCCUGGUCUCGACGGUGUACCACUGGGGUGAGGAAUUGCUCUUCCCCGGCUCCACCUCUGCCCUCUCGAACUCGGCCGCGUCGGUGCAGGACCUUUCGGCGUCAUGGUCGGGUCUCGGCCUCGAAGCGCCCGCGAACAGCAACGGCACAGAGGGCAGGGGCAUGUCGGAGCCCAAGGACGCGCUGGACAACCGCGAGGACGAGCUGUGGCUCCAGGGCGAGUACCGGACCGUGCUCCAGCUCGUCGCCAUCCUCCGGCACGGAAAGCUCGCAAAGCGGCUCACCGACAUGUCGAUCGAUCGCAUGGACGCGGUGCAAAACUUGAGAAAGGCCAUCUACGACAGCAGACUCCGGGCCGACAAUGCCGAUGCGGGCAGCAAAAAAGAGCGGCACCUCACACGCGUCUACACCAACUACCUCAAGCGAUAUGGGUAUCUGAUUGUAUUUGCCAACUACUUGCUCGAGAAGAUGGCGAGGAUGGUCGAGAUCCAGCAGCAGCACGCUGUUACGGCCUCUACGUCGGAAGAGGGCGAAGACGACGCGAGGUCGGUGACGAGCAGGGGCACCAGGACGAACAGCUUGUCGAGAGAGGGUCUUGUGAGGAGCAGGGACGACGAGGCCUACUUUCCCAGCUUCAUCAGCUGGCUGGACACCAGGCGCGAGAUCAGGUCCAUCUUGGGCAAGGACCGGCUGGAAUAGCACACUUGCAAAAUACAUUUUUACACUUCAUGCAAUCUCUAAUGA
Molecule: messenger RNA, 5100 nt
Organism: Acaromyces ingoldii
Lineage: Eukaryota; Fungi; Basidiomycota; Exobasidiomycetes; Exobasidiales; Cryptobasidiaceae
Exons: 3
Coding region: 148-5055 (1635 amino acids)
Source: RefSeq, a predicted model, not a curated record